Anolis sagrei ordinatus is the source of this 2312-nucleotide messenger RNA. It is a transcript of the gene SLC22A15, whose product is annotated as solute carrier family 22 member 15. NCBI's taxonomy places the organism in Eukaryota, Metazoa, Chordata, Lepidosauria, Squamata, Anolidae. The record is from RefSeq and is a predicted model, not a curated record. Gene Ontology annotation, molecular function: transmembrane transporter activity. Gene Ontology annotation, cellular component: membrane. Gene Ontology annotation, biological process: transmembrane transport.
CGGCUGUUGGCGCAUGCGCGUUCUCUUUCGCGCGCUGCUGCUGCCGCCGGCCUUCCUCUUUCCCUCAGGCCACGCAACUGGGGCCGAACUCCGCGCGAGUGAGUGAAGGGCAGGCGAGGCUGUGAUGCGCUUCGCGGGGCAGGGAGGAAGAGGAGGAGGAAGAAGAAGAGGAAGAGGCGAAGAGGAAGGGCCGCCGCGCUUGCCUUUCCCGCCACCGCCGCUGCCAUGGACGUGGAAGAGGCGUUCCUCCUGGUGGGCCAGAUAGGGCCCUUCCAGGUCUGGCUGUGCGUCCUACUGGCGGCGCUGCUCCAGCUCUUCGUAGCUAGUGAAGCAAUUCUCAUUGCAGUAGUGGGAGCAACACCGCCUUAUCACUGGGAUCUUCAAGGAAUGUCAGUUAAUCAAAGUCAUAAUAAUGAGUCAAUUAAUAAAGAAAGAGCUUUUGGGAAGUGGCUUCUGACAGCCAAUGAAAGUGAAGUUCAAAAACACAUACACUUUAGCAGCAAUUUUACAUCAAUAGCUUCUGAGUGGUUUUUAAUUGGCAAUACAUCAUACAAGAUCAGUGCUGCCAGUUCGUUUUUCUUCAGUGGUGUAUUUGUUGGAGUAAUAACUUUUGGUCAACUCUCUGAUCGGUUUGGACGGAAGAAAGUCUAUCUUGUAGGUUUUGGCCUUGACAUCAUCUUUGCUGCUGCUAAUGGAUUCUCUCCCUCCUAUGAGUUUUUUGCAGUCUCGCGCUUCUUGGUGGGAGUAAUGAAUGGUGGGAUGUCCCUGGUGGCUUUUGUCUUGCUGAAUGAAUGUGUGGGCACUGCUUACUGGGCUUUGGCAGGAUCAAUUGGUGGCCUGUUCUUUGCAGUGGGAAUUGCCCAGUUUGCUUUGUUAGGAUAUCUCAUUCGCUCCUGGAGAAUGCUAGCAGUUGUGGUUAACCUGGAGGGAUCAAUAGUAUUUCUCCUCUCUCUAUUCAUUCCAGAGUCACCUCGUUGGUUGUACUCACAAGGUCAACUGAAUAAAGCAGAAGAUUCCCUCUACCUCAUUGCAAAGAGGAAUCGAAAGCCAAAGUGCACUUUUUCACUUAAGCUGCCAGCUGAACGGAGCCAUAGAGUGGCUGCUAGCAUUCUUGACCUUUUCCGAUACAAGAUCCUUUUGGGACGUACACUGAUCAUGAUGUUCAUCUGGUUUGUAUGCAGCUUGGUUUAUUAUGGUCUUACUCUCAAUGUGGGUGAUUUGGGUGGCAGCCUCUAUGCUAACCUGGCUCUUUCUGGGCUAAUAGAAAUUCCUGCAUACCCCCUCUGUAUCUACUUGAUCAACCAGAAAUGGUUUGGCCGGAAGCGGACGCUUGCCACAUUUUUGUUCCUGGGUGGGCUGGCCUCUAUUGUUGUUACGUUUCUUCCGGAAAAAAAAGAUACAGGAAUCUUUGCAUUUGUGAACAGUCCCUCGUUAUCUUUACUCGGGAAACUGACAAUCAGUGCAGCAUUUAACAUUGUUUAUAUCUACACAUCUGAACUCUAUCCUACAGUGCUACGGAAUGUUGGAAUGGGAACCUGCUCUAUGUUCUCCCGAGUUGGUGGGAUCAUUGCUCCUUUUGUUCCAGCUCUGAAAUCUUUGCAGUCAUACCUGCCAUAUAUUGUUUUUGGAGUGGCAGGCUUGUUGGCUGGUUUUCUGAGUCUACUACUGCCAGAAACUCUAAAUAGCCCUCUACUGGAGACAAUAUUUGACCUCCAGGUUUGUUCAUAUCAGAGACUGGGUGAUGAAGCCACGUCACUUCAGGAAUUGAAAAGCUUACAGUGCGGCCAAGAUUCAGCUGGGAGUGAAAGUGAGGAAGAAGAAUUUUAUGAUGCUGAUGAAGAGACACAAAUGAUAAAAUGAUGGAUAAAACUCUUCUGCUAAAUAGUAAUGUCCUCUUUGAAGCAUUGUCCAACUUUAUUUAUAAACACAAAAACAGCAAUCAGUGGAGCGUAGAAAUACAAUCUCUUUGUUUAAGGCAAAAAAUAAGACUUGAUUCAAAAUGGUGGCAAUAGGGCAACUGCCACUAAGGACUUUUCAAGAAAUUGAUCAUUUUGAUUUUGUAAUAAGUAAAAAGCUACACAGAAUGGAUCCAAUGUAUGGCUAGAUAUCUUUGGUUGUAUUAAUAGGGGGUAGUUUUGUUUUGUUUGUUUGUUUGUUUUUUCAGAUAACACUUGGGUUUUAUUUUAACCUUAUAAAAUUUGUGGGGGCAUUAUUAAUUUUUUGAUGGGAACCGACAUUGUGAAUGCAGUGUAGAAUUUUCAUCUUGGAGUGAUUUGUGUUGGAUGGACCAAAUCUGAUAUUUGCACUCCUAA